UAUUUCCUCCUGGAUUCUGAAUAUGAAGUCUGAACUCUACAGAGAAGGGUCUGGCAGCACCAGUGUGACUACUGGUGCCUAGAAUGCUUACCCUCAACUCCCUGAGCUGACUUCUUCUGGAAAACACUCUUCUGCUCUUCCCUAAUCCCUCAUAAAUAGUAUUCCCAAAGCACUGUGAACUUGUCAUGUCCAACAAUGUAGACUUAAAGUUAUAUCUCUCCCUUUGUGUAUAUUUUUCCCUGGAAUAUGAGCUCUCAAUGUAGGACUAUCAUUGUAUCUUUAGCACCUAGCUCAGUCUCUUGGACAAAGGGAGUCCAUGGGAAAUAGUUGCCAAAAGAAUUGAAUACAGAACAUUUGACUUGGAAUUUUUUCUUUAUUAGAACCUUGAAAAUAUUUGUGCAACCAUUUGGUCCUCAGUACGAAGUGAUGUUAAAGGGUGAGGUCGUUUCUUCAGGAAGUAAACCUCUGCCACCUGAGUCUCACUGCUCAGAUGUUACGUCAAUUUUGUCCAAUAAGCAGUUUCUGACUUGGGGAGGUGUCCCUCUCGGCAGAACACAGCUUCAGAAACUAACUUUAAGAAGCAGUUCUACAUCUACAACCCAACAUUUGAGGCUGCUUAUUAGAGGACAAGAUCAGGAUUGCUUUCAGCUUCAGAACACUUUUGGCUCAGAAGAGCGAUUGACUAGUAACUGUGAGAUCAGAAUUCGCCCCAAAGAAGACAUUACAGUAUCUGUACUAUUUGCACCUACUCGAUUAUCUUGUAUGUUGGCUAAACUAGAAAUCAAGCAACUCGGAAGUAGGUCACAACCAGGCAUUAAGUUCAUGAUACCUUUGUCUGGAUAUGGAGGAACAAGUAAUCUUAUUUUGGAAGGUGUUAAAAAACUAUCUGACAGUUACAUGGUAACAGUGAAUGGCUUAACUCCUGGCAAAGAAAGUAAAAUUGUAUUUUCUGUCCGCAACACUGGCUCUCGAGCAGCUUUUGUUAAAGCAGUAGGUUUUAAGGAUUCACAGAAAAAAGUUUUGCUGGACCCUAAAAUAUUGAGAAUUUUUCCAGAUAAAUUUGUGCUAAAGGAAAGAACACAAGAAGAUGUUACUUUAAUAUAUAACCCAUCAGACAGACAGAGCGAUUAUAAAACUACAACAGAACUAUCAACAGUAUACUUCUUUGGUGGCGAUGAAAUUUCCAGACAGCACUAUCGAAGAGCCCUGUUGCAUAAACCAGAGAUUAUAAAGCAGAUAUUUCCAGAACAUAGUGUGCUGCAAAAUAUGAAUUUUGCUGAAGCAUUUCAAGAUGAGCUGCUAAUAGAUGAAGUGUAUGAUCUUCCCCAACGGCCUAAUGAUAUUCAGCUCUUUUAUGGAAACAUGCGUAAAAUUAUCCUUUCAGUAUUUGGAGAAUUCAGAGAUUCUGUUUCUAGCAGAGAAUUUCUUCAGCCUUCUUCCAAAGCUAGCUUGGAAUCUAGAAGUGAAUCAGGAGCUUCUGGAAAACACAGUGGCAAUGUCUCUUUGGAUGUUUUACCAGUGAAAGGUCCUCAAGGUUCUCCUUUCCUCUCACAAGUUAGCUACCCACCUCAAGGUACAUCAGCCUCUGAAGAGAUGUGGACUGUGCAACCUGAACACUUGAUUCUGGUAGCUCCUCCUCCUUGUGACAUGGCAAAAACUGGAUGUUUCCAGAUUGUAAAUAACUCCGUCAGGUUGCUGAAAUUUGAGCUAUACUGGCCAGCACAUUGCCUGACAGUCACACCACAACAUGGAUUUAUUGCACCAGAGAGUAAACUACAAAUUCUUGUGAGUCCUAAUUCCUCCUUAUCUACAAAACCGUCAAUGUUUCCAUGGAGUGGUUUGAUCUAUAUACAUUGUGACAACAGACAGAAGAAAAUUGUGAAAGUUCAGAUUCGAGAAGAUUUGACUCAAGAAGAUCUUUUACCUCAUUUGGCCUCUAACACAUUUGGAAUUCUUACCCCAGCACCUGAGCUUUCUGUUGGUCACUUGACAAAACCAGUAACAAAACCACCUUCAACAAAAGUUGAAAUAAGAAGCAAGAUGAUCACUUUUCCUGUAACACAACCUGGUAAAACUUCAGAGAACUGUCUGGAACUCGAGAAUCAUGGCCCCAUGGACGUGAAGUGGCACCUGUCCUCUUUUGCUCCCCCAUAUGUCAAGGGAGUUAAUGAAAGUGGAGAUGUUUUUAGAGCUACCUACGCAGCAUUCAGAUGUUCUCCCAUUUCUGGUGUACUGGAAAGCCAUAAAAUCCAAAAGGUUUCCAUCACGUUUUUGCCAAGAGAUAGAGGGGAUUAUGCCCAAUUUUGGGAUGUUGAGUGUCAUCCUGUUAAAGAGCCUCACAUGAAACACACUUUGAGAUUCCAGCUCUCUGGAAAAAGCAUCAGAGCAGAAAAUGAGCAUGGAAAUACAUCCUCUUCCACAGAUACCCUCAUUAAAAUAGAUAAUGUAGUUACAUCCCGAAGGCGCACUGUGCCAGAGACUUCUGCUCUCCUGCCUGGGCACCUUGACUUGAGUCGCCGUGGUGUGUAUGCCCCAGAAGAUGUGUAUAUGUUCCUGCCAACCAGAGUCGGGGAAUCAAGGAUGCUCAAAGUCAAUCUGCGAAACAGUUCUUUCAUUACACACUCGCUGAAGUUUUUGAGUCCCAGAGAGCCUUUCUACAUCAAACAUUCCAAAUACUCUUUGCGCGCCCGGCAUUAUAUCCACAUCCCCGUGCACUUCAGACCAGAGUCGGCAGGAAGGUUUGAAGCGUUGCUUAUUAUUCAGACAGAUGAAGGGAAGAGCAUUGCUGUUCGACUAAUUGGUGAAGCCCUUGAAAAACUUAACUAGAAUACAUUUGUGUAAAGUAAAUUGCCUAAGUUAUAUUUUGUGAACUUCAUUUUUCUACACUACAAUUAUGAUGUAUAUGUUUUGUAUGAUAAAUUUGUUGUAUAUAACGAGGUUUUUUUUCCGAGAAAUCAGUCCUGAAGACCUAACUAAAAUAUCAUGUAUCUAGCCCACAGUAUUGUAUUAACUUUUAUAGGGGAGAAGAGAGUUGUAUUUUUUGCAUUGAUUAUGAUAUUCUGAAUAAACAUGGCACAUAUUUUAAUGUGGUAUAUCCAGAAAUAAACUUAACUUUCCACUGAACUUCUCU
Molecule: messenger RNA, 3130 nt
Organism: Castor canadensis (American beaver)
Lineage: Eukaryota; Metazoa; Chordata; Mammalia; Rodentia; Castoridae
Source: RefSeq, a predicted model, not a curated record